CAAACCCAAAGGAUAAAACAUACAUCAUCAUGUGAUCAUUCAACAAAUCUUCUUAAUUCUCGCUAUUCUGAGCAUUACCCACAUCAUCCUGCUUAUUGAGCUAGGGAUUGUUGUUCAGUCGUCUUAGGAUUUUGCUCGACUAGAUCAGAAUUAUCUUCAACAUCCAUCAGCAGCAUCACCAUCUCAAGAAAUCCCACAUGAAAAAACUCACAUUUUUGCCUGGAAACAUGGCUGAGACGUGGACAUCAAUGGGUUCUACCAUAGCCAGCUUCAUGUUUAUGUGGGCGAUCAUUCGCCAAUACUGUCCUUACGAGCUUCGCCGCUUCUUCGAGAGGUCUAUACACAGAUUCAUGGGUUACUUCAAUCCCAAUAUUCGGAUUUCCUUCCACGAGUUCAGAGGAGAUCGGCUCAAGCGUAGCAAAGCUUACUCUACCGUGGAGGCAUACCUCAGCGCCAACUCUUCAACGAGCGCUAAAAGACUGAAAGCUGAGAUGGGCAGCGACAGCAGCAAGCUGGUGUUGAGUAUGGAUGAGUACGAGAGAACCACAGAUGAAUUUCAUGGUGUUAAGGUUCGGUGGUUGUCCAGCAAAGUUGUGUCGCAAACUGCAAGGUUGACGAUUAAUAAUUUUCCUCAGCCGGAGACGAGGCUGUACAAGCUCACGUUUCAUAAUAAGUACCGAAAGAUAAUCACGGAGUCCUACUUGGAGCAUGUUUUGAUAAAAGGGAAGGAGAUUAGAGUGAAGAAUAGGCAGAGGAAGCUCUACACAAAUACUGCUCACAGAUGUUUGUCCAGCCACAAGCAAACCAUGUGGAGUCAUAUUGUUUUUGAGCAUCCAGCAACCUUCGAAACAAUGGCGAUGGAUCGGGUGAAGAAGCAGGAGAUUGUUGACGAUCUGUUGACUUUCAGCAAGAGCAAGGACUUCUAUAAAAAAAUUGGGAAGGUGUGGAAGAGGGGUUAUCUUCUUUAUGGGCCUCCCGGCACAGGGAAGUCGACGAUGAUUGCAGCAAUGGCAAACUUGUUGAACUAUGAUGUCUAUGAUCUUGAGCUCACAGCAGUGAGGGACAACAUAGAGCUGAGGAAGCUUUUGAUCGAGACAACAAGUAAGUCUAUCAUUGUGAUUGAGGACAUUGAUUGCUCGCUUGAUCUUACCGGUCAGAGGAAGAAGAAAGCAAACAAAUCUUCAGAAGAUGAGAAUAUUGAUGAGAAGGUGAACAGGGAAAGUGCAAAGAAAGAAACCAGGGAAGAAGCAGGCAGCAGCAAAGUCACUCUUUCAGGGCUGUUGAACUUCAUUGAUGGGCUAUGGUCUUCGUGUGCAGGACAGAGACUGAUUGUUUUCACUACUAAUUAUGUAGAAAAACUGGAUCCGGCACUCAUAAGAAGGGGAAGAAUGGAUAGGCAUAUUGAGCUGUCUUACUGCAGUUUCGAGGGGUUUAAGCUGCUUGCCAAGAAUUACCUGGAUCUUGAUAUGCAUCCCAUGUUUGAUGCAAUCAAGAAGUUGAUAGGGGAGACAGAGAUUACACCGGCUGAUGUUGCAGACAAUCUUAUGCCAAAAUCUUCACUGGAUGACGCGGACAAAUGCCUGUCGAACUUGAUACAGAUUCUUGAGGAAGCGAAGGAAAAAGCAGCAAAGAAGAAAGAUGAAGAGGGGAAAGUGAACGAUCCGGCCAUAUAACCUGCUUGUUAAUUAAUUGUGACAAAUGUCUGUAUUUAGAUUUUGUAUGAAAUACUGCGUUUCGUGGACUAAAACUCUCUACUGCUAUGUUUGAGGAAUGUGGUGUUAGUUUGUUAUGAAUGUUGUGUUUAAUUUCUCUUAAUCUAUGGUGUAAGUUGUGUAUGUCGAGUUUGUCGUGCUUUCGGGUAUUGAUCAGUAGGCGAUCAGCUUUAUGCCUGCUUUGACUUUUGUAAGGAAACACAGAAUAUUUUUUAA
Molecule: messenger RNA, 1928 nt
Organism: Juglans microcarpa x Juglans regia
Lineage: Eukaryota; Viridiplantae; Streptophyta; Magnoliopsida; Fagales; Juglandaceae
Product: AAA-ATPase ASD, mitochondrial-like
Exons: 1
Coding region: 198-1673 (491 amino acids)
Molecular function (GO): ATP hydrolysis activity; ATP binding
Source: RefSeq, a predicted model, not a curated record